AUGGCAUCGAUGAUGCAGGCCCAGAAAGACCUACGGCGCACAAGCUCAAAGCUUGGGUCCUCAUCUCUUGGGAUGCAGGAAUACCAGCCUGUGCCUACAACCGUCAACGGAACAGAAGAGAAGAAGCAAAAGAAUGAUCUCGAGGGCUUCGCCACCAUAUUUGGCGACAACAAGAUCUUAACAAGUCUGCUAGUCUUCGUUCCGCUUGGGCUGGCGGCACAUCAGCUGCAGAUGGCUGACAAAUAUGUUUUCUCUUUCAACUUUGUGGCGAUCAUCCCGCUAGCAUGGCUCAUAGGAAAAGCCACAGAGGAUGUCGCAGCCAGGAUAGGUGAGACGGCUGGUGGCCUCUUGAAUGCUACCUUUGGCAAUGUGGUCGAGAUGCUGCUUUGUAUUGCUGGAAUUCGGAACAAUGAAAUAAGUGUUGUUCAGUGCACUCUGCUCGGGUCUAUCCUCAGCAAUUUGCUGCUGGUCAUGGGUUGUGCCUUCCUCUUCGGCGGGCUCUACUUUCCGAUCCAGCGGUACAAUCAGGCCGGAGCUGCCACUCAGUGCUCCUUGAUGGCCCUGAGUGUGUUCGCGAUUGGCCUGCCCACAAUUUAUGUUAACGUGCUGAAGCAGGAGUCUGAAUGGGAGCAUAUGGUGGAAGUUUCUCGUUGGGCUUCGGUCUGCCUCCUCGGAGUCUAUUUUGCGUAUUUGGUUUUUCAGCUGAAGACGCACGCUAAUCUCUUCCAGGACGAAGGCGGAGAAGACGAGGAGGAGGAAGAGCCAGACCUUAGCCCGGUGACAGCAGCAAUCUUGCUGUUGGUUUGCACCAUCGUUACAUCUUAUGCGACCGAUUCCCUCAUAGAAGCCAUCAAGGGUACCAUUGAUGAGUGGAAGGUGUCAAAAGAAUUCAUUGGAAUCAUCCUGCUGCCCAUUAUCGGCAAUGCUGCAGAGCACUACACAGCCAUCAAGGUGGCCAUGCAGAACAAGAUGGACUUGUCGCUUGGUGUAGCUGCGGGGUCAUCGUGCCAGAUGGCUCUUCUAGUAACGCCUUUCACCGUGUUAGUGGGCUGGUGCUAUGGCACGGAGAUGACACUGAAUUUCCAUGCGUUCCAACUUGCUGUUCUUCUGUUCUCUGUCUUCCUGGUCAACACGAUUCUUAACAACGGCCAAUCUAACUGGUUGGAGGGCUACAUAUUGCUGGUGACAUAUUUUGUGGUUUCCUUGAUCUACUUCUUCGAAGGUGCGGGAACAGAAGACUCCCUGGCCACGGUUGCCUGA
Messenger RNA from Symbiodinium pilosum, 1260 nucleotides. Lineage: Eukaryota; Dinophyceae; Suessiales; Symbiodiniaceae. The record is from the annotation of a GenBank genome assembly.